AUGGAUCGAUACAAGGUUUACCUCCGACUGAAACCAUUGUCGGCGGGGGAAACCGAUGUAUCUGAGCUUCAGAAUGACAAGACUUUAAUCAUUCAUCCAGGACUGUAUGGAAAAAGAGCUGUGCGCUACUCAUUCAGAGGAGUUUUCGAGCCAACAAGUAGUCAGCAAGAGGUUUUCCGACGACUCGCUCUGCCGGCGAUUCGCAACGUUUUGAGUGGGAAGCCGGCUCUGAUCUUCGUCAACGGCGUCGAAGCCUCAGGAAAGACGCACACUCUGAUAGGCACCCCUGAAGACGCAGGCAUACUUCCGCGUGCUCUCGACGUGCUCUUCAACAGUAUACCGCCGAAUCUUCAGGCGAUGAAAUUCGCUAUCAAGCCUGACACGUUCAAUGGAUACGAGGCACGUCUGACUGAAGAUGCCAUGAUCGACCGUCAGAAUGUGCUGAUCGAGUCCGGGAGUCGAAUCGGCAUCGAAGACGAUACCGCAGAGGGGAGGCCGAGUCCCGAGCAGAGCCCAUGGGCUCGGAGGGACCGCUGGAAAUUAGAUGAAACGAAGGUCGCCGCUGAUAUACCCGACGACUGCCGAAUCGCUGUGUUCGUACAGUUUGUCGAAAUUCGCAACAACUGCGUGUACGAUCUACUUGACGAGACCACCCAUGAGAACCGUGGUCAUUCCUGGAAAAAUAUCCGACAUGAUUCGUCGAAGAGCACCUAUGUUUCUGGAGCGAACGAGAUCGAGGUUGAGAACGCAGACGAAGCCAUGGACAUCUACCUUCGCGGGGAAUCCAGGAAACAAAUCGCUCAAAGCGAAUCCAACGCCGAGAAUUUCGGCAGUCAUACAGUCUUCACAAUCAAGAUCGUUCAAGCGCCCGUCAGUCAAAAGACCGGGGACCUCGUUCUGGACAAGGACUUCAUAACGGUGACCCAGCUCCACCUGGUGAAUCUAGCUGGUUGUGUCGGGAACUACACUGCGAAAUCUCUCGAUUAUACCUCGUUGUGUUUACGGUCGUGUCUGAACAUCCUACGAGAGAAUCAGAUGGAGGGCGGCGACAAGAAAAUACCGUAUCGCGACUCACGGCUCACUCAUCUCUUCAAAAGCUUUUUUGAAGGCAUCGGCGGGAUAAAAAUGCUGCUCUGCAUCAAUCCUCGGGUUGAGGAUCUGGCGGAGACCCUCGAAGUGUUGAAAUUCGCCGAGAUAGCUGAAGAUAUUGAUUGCGAAACACCGCUUCGACGGACCAAGAAAAAAAUCCAGUUCCGAGAACCCAGUCCGACACCGUCGAUUGAGGAGUUUUACACGACGGCUUGGGACAUGGGCUCCCAUCUUGAGCCACAAGACAGAGUUGAAGAUCUGAACUUUGAUAGCUGCCGCAUAGCAGAGACCCCUCAAAGCACCAGUGAAGAGCGAACUUCUGAUUCGAGAAGCAGUAUUGAUUUUUUGCAUGAGGAGCUCCACAAUGCUCUGUCUCAGCUAGCUGCUCAAGAAAAAAUCUAUCGAGACAAGUCGAGGGCUCAUCAGGAUACCCUGCUGAAACUCAACGAAAUGAUCCAAGAGAGAGAUUAUCUCAAAGAACGAUUGGUCGAGAUCCAGGCGGAAAAAGAGUCGGCGGAGUCGCGAGCAUCGCAUCUCGAAGAAUCCCUCGAGAGAGUCCGCAGUAAAAAGGUCAGGAUCAAGAAAGCAGUUGAGAACAUCGGGGACAAGGAAAACGAGAUCCGAAUAUCCUCAGAAGAAGAUCGCUUGUCCGGAGAAGAAGGAGCGAAUCAUCAGGCAGGCAGCAGCGGGGCGGCAGCGACGAGUGAAUACGAAGCUUAUUCGCUUUGGAGCUUCCAUACCGAAAACCAGUGUUCCGCCCGGCCGCCCGAGAGACCGCAGCGUCACAAGCGAAGGAAGCGCAACGUCCGCGUGUCCGAUGCGAAAAUUACGCAGCCAGAAAGGACGAAAUGCAGGACUCCACUUUCGUCACAAUCCGAUCCCGGAGUAUUUGUCCUGGAGGGCGCCGGCGACCCGGCCGGGGACGACGCGUGUCCACGCAAGAAUCGCAAACACGUGGGAGAUUCAAGGAAGAAACGCAUCAGUCUCAUGGAGACGAAGGAACGAUGUAAGAUCGCCAUCGAGGGACAUGCGUACGCGCGAGACCUUGUACUUAAGAAGAAAAUUGGGCGUACUUUUAGCUUCAAGGGUUUGUUCUUGAACCCGAGAAAAUGA
Molecule: messenger RNA, 2202 nt
Organism: Galendromus occidentalis (western predatory mite)
Lineage: Eukaryota; Metazoa; Arthropoda; Arachnida; Mesostigmata; Phytoseiidae
Product: kinesin-like protein KIF23
Exons: 8
Coding region: 1-2202 (733 amino acids)
Biological process (GO): microtubule-based movement; mitotic spindle midzone assembly
Cellular component (GO): microtubule; nucleus; kinesin complex
Molecular function (GO): microtubule motor activity; microtubule binding; ATP binding
Source: RefSeq, a predicted model, not a curated record